AAAAAAAAAAAAAGAGGUUUAGUUUCUAAGCCAAUUUUACAUUCUGAAAUGAACAGUAGGUGCCAAGUGGAUCUCAUUGAUUUUCAGACUCAACCUGAUGGAAAGUUUAAAUUUAUCAUGGUCUACCAAGACCACUUGACCAAGUUUAUUUUGCUUCGUGCUUUGGAAUCUAAACGAGCUGAAGAAGUAGCCUACCAUUUGAAUGAUAUAUUUUUGACAAUAGGUGUCCCGUGUAUUUUGCAGUCAGACAAUGGAAGAGAAUUCGUCAAUCGUAUUAUAUGUGAAAUGACGAGUCUUUGGCCAGAACUUAAGCUAGUGCAUGGAAAACCACGGCACAGCCAAAGUCAGGGCUCUGUCGAGAGAGCCAACCAAGACGUCGAGAACAUGAUCAGUUGUUGGCUAAAAGAUAAUCACUCGACUAAAUGGUCAGAAGGAUUGAGAUAUGUACAAUUUAUGAAAAAUAGGGCCUAUCAUUCGGGCAUAAAACAAUCGCCUUACAAAGCUAUGUUUGGAGUUGAACCCAGAGUUGGUCUUUCAACGACAUCACUACCACCAGAAAUAAUAAAGGAUAUUCAAGAUGAAGAUGACGUUCAAAAACUUAUUGAAACUGAUUUAACCCAUAGACAUACAAAUGAUCACAAUAAUUCAGGAGAUGAUAGUGAUUGUAAUGAUAUCGAAACUUCUAAAAUUGGUGAUGAUAUCCAAAAGGCAAGACAAACAGCUGCUGAAAACCUUCAGAAACAGGCAAAAAAAAUGAAAUCUGCUUCUGACAAAUCGCAUCCACCAGCUAAAGUGGGAGAUAAUGUGACUGUGCCGAUUCCUGAUGUAGACAGAGGAAGGGGCGACCUAAGAAAUGUUAUUGGCGUUGUUCUUGAAAUAAACAAUGAUGGCCUGUACAAAAUUGGAACUAAGCAUGGAAUAUUGCAGACACUCUAUUGCAGAACUGAAUUCGACAUUUGUACUCAAAAAUUUCUACAAGAAAGUGAUGUUAAUCAAGAUGUUCAAAUCUCACUAAGGACUGCAGCUACCAAACAUUCAGUUGGGACAGGACAAGGUUUUAUACGGUGCACCUGUACCAAAAAUUGUGCUACAAAUAGGUGCCAGUGUAAAAAAAAA
This is a messenger RNA of Centruroides sculpturatus (bark scorpion), 1116 nucleotides long. RefSeq names its product KRAB-A domain-containing protein 2-like. The annotation marks the transcript as partial. Gene Ontology annotation, molecular function: nucleic acid binding. Lineage: Eukaryota; Metazoa; Arthropoda; Arachnida; Scorpiones; Buthidae. The record is from RefSeq and is a predicted model, not a curated record. Gene Ontology annotation, biological process: DNA integration. The transcript is spliced from 2 exons.